Molecule: messenger RNA, 780 nt
Organism: Colletotrichum navitas
Lineage: Eukaryota; Fungi; Ascomycota; Sordariomycetes; Glomerellales; Glomerellaceae
Product: peptide alpha-N-acetyltransferase Nat2
Exons: 3
Coding region: 1-780 (259 amino acids)
Cellular component (GO): mitochondrion
Source: RefSeq, a predicted model, not a curated record
AUGAUGCGACCCGCUUUCCAGAUGGCGGCUAUCCCGCGGCGGGCGGUACCGGCAGCGAGGCAGAACGCCUGGGAAGCAGCAUGGAAGAAUCAACUUAGUGCCCCGGGGAGGUCCCUCGUGACGCCCACCCAGCGAUCACUGAGUCAACGAGCUACCUCAGCGCAGUCGGCGUCUCGAUGGUUCCAAAAGUACCGGUCGAGCUGGAUAACAUCUCGUCUGGGAACUAUGCUUCGCUCGCCGCAUCGAACCUUCCGAUUCUCGGCCCGACAGAGGAAUGUCAAAGAUGGCGGUGCACAGGAAUCGCUUUCGCUAAGCCAAAGGUUGAAGAAACUCUCGAGGGAGUACGGCUGGUCGGCUGUAGGUGUAUAUCUGGCUUUGAGCGUUCUCGACUUCCCUUUUUGCUUCCUGCUUGUUAGGAUAGUCGGCACAGACCGAAUCGGGCAACUUGAGCAUUGGGUCGUCUCCAACGUUAAGAAGAUAAUCCCUGAUUCGGUUCAGAACUGGUGGUCCGAAUCCAGGGCCGCGCUUAGCCAUGCCGAAACCAAACAACUGGGCAGCGAUGAUAUCAGUGAGGCCGUCGAAAUGGCAGGUUGGGGAGUGGAGGAGGCGGAGCGGCGCAACAAGGCGGAAGCUAGCCUAGGAACUCAGCUGGCGUUGGCCUACGCAAUCCACAAAAGUUUCAUCUUCCUCAGAGUACCUCUGACCGCGGCGGUAACGCCAAAGGUUGUCAAGGUGCUCAGAUCAUGGGGAUGGCAGAUCGGCAAGCGGCGCAGCAAAUAA